Schistocerca gregaria is the source of this 2230-nucleotide messenger RNA. Its product is annotated as sorting and assembly machinery component 50 homolog B. NCBI's taxonomy places the organism in Eukaryota, Metazoa, Arthropoda, Insecta, Orthoptera, Acrididae. Gene Ontology annotation, cellular component: outer membrane; SAM complex. Bases 651 to 2084 code for a protein of 477 amino acids. The transcript has 10 exons. Gene Ontology annotation, biological process: protein insertion into mitochondrial outer membrane; mitochondrial respiratory chain complex assembly. The record is from RefSeq and is a predicted model, not a curated record.
UGCCAUGCACUUCACGUUUGUUUGCACAGUAUGGAUGUAGAUGUAGAAAGGUAUGUGCAGGUAUUUUCAAGUUAGUGACCACCAAUUGUUUUAACGACACCCAUACGUCCCAUAUUUACUUACGCUCAACAGAGAUCCUGUUUAUCCAGUUUUCCAGUGAUCAUUGCAAUUUUCAAACUAAAUAUAAACUCUGAUUCUCAUAAGUUCACUGGCAUCAAAAACUGUAGUUAAUGGUCUAUUAAUUAAAGAGUGGGCUAAAAAGAGGGGAUUUCAAGCUGCUCUUCGCUCACUUUGAUUGAACUCACUUGCUACUGUACGAAAAGUAAUUUUUCACCAUGUUCCACAACUUGGAAUAAACUGGCCAUUGUCACAAUUUUGAAAGAUUCCUGAACUCCAUAGACGUUUGUUUUUGUUCUGAGAAAAAAACCUAAUAAAAAUAGCGUGGCAACUAUUCUCGCCAAUGACACGUGUAAUAAAAUAUGUAGGUCUCAUUUUUGAAAUACAUAUUACUCCCGUCUGUGUGUUUACAUCAGAGGACUAUAUCAAAGAUGAUGUAAGGGUGGGUGAGGUCGUACGCUGCUUCAAAAAAAUAAUAGUAGAGACGCCGGGUUUGCGAUUAUGUGCAGCAUAGGAAAGUGACAGUUGGAACGAUGGGGACAGUUUACGCAAAGGAACAGUUUAUUGAAAAGAACGAAUCGUUCGGGAGUGGUAAACCGAGACAUCUAAAUUUAGGAACCAACGACCAAGAAGCCGAAGAAUGCACAAGCGGUAAGAAGACAAUAAAGUUGGAAGGCAUACAGGCUCGAGUGGACAAAAUACAUGUUGAUGGAUUAAAUCGGACAAAAGAUGACAUAGUGGUGGAGACCGUGUCGGACUUGUUCAAGGCCCAAGACUUUCAGCAGGUGCUGCUAGGAGCACACAAAGUUCGUGAAAAACUUGACGCUCUGGGAUGCUUCCGCAACAUCGGUAUCUACAUCGAUAUAAGCAGCGGGCCAGGUGCUACUCCACAUGGACUUGAGGUAACAUUCCAUGUUCGUGAACUGAAACGUCUGAUGGGAGGAGUGAACACAAUGGUGGGGAACAACGAGGGAUCUCUGGUUGUCGGACUACGGGCACCUAAUCUGCUUGGUCGUGGGGAGAAAGUCAACUUCGAGUACAGAUACGGUUCCAAGAGAACGACUGGCAUCGAUAUUGCAUUUAGCAAGCCUCUUCGUGGAAAAUGGAGUCCAGUGUUUACAACAUCAGUCUUCCAGAGAGGUGCUGAAUGGCCACCAUCAGCGUACAAGCAAAUGGACCGGGGCAUUCUUCUCGAUCUUGCCUUCUCAUCUUCUUCAUUGAUACAGCACAACUUACAGUGGGAGGGUAAUUACCGUGAUCUAUCGUGUCUCACACGAGCUGCAGCAUUUGCUGUGCGAGAGCAAGCUGGUCCAACCCUCAAAUCGAGCAUUCGACAUAUUAUCACUGCUGACAGACGUGACGCUCCCAUAUUUCCAUCAAAAGGUGGACUGUUUCAGCUGAUAACAGAGUUUGCUGGACUCGGUGGUAACAUAGGGUUUCUGAAGAACGAGCUCAUGCUGCAGGCUAAUGUGCCUCUGUUGGAGGGAAUAGUUAUUCAGGGUGGAGUUCAAGGUGGACUGCUGACACACUUAGCUGGAGAUAAACAAGUGAGCAUCUGUGACAGGUUUUUCCUCGGUGGACCACUCAAUUUAAGAGGGUUUGAGCUUAGAGGAGCUGGUCCUCACUCUGAUGGGAAUGCCCUUGGUGCUGAUGUGUACUGGGCUGCAGCCGUGCAUUUGUACACUCCGCUACCUUUCAGGCCGGGCAAAGGCAGCCUGGGGGACCUGUUUCGCACACACGUAUUCUUCAAUUGUGGGAAUAUUGGAAACUUCAGGUUCACGGAGGAUUAUCAGCGCAACUUCGAGCAGUUGGCAAACAACUUGAGAUCAGCGUACGGACUCGGUGUGGCAUUGAGGAUAGGGCAGGUGGCUCGACUUGAGCUGAAUUACUGCAUACCAGUCCGCAUUGCUGCUGGGGAUCGACCGUGUUCUGGAGUGCAGUUUGGCGUCGGUGUAAAUUUCUUGUAGAAUAUGAUGUUGUUGUGACUCCUCUGUGGGGCAUUGUUGCAGCAGUGCGUGUACAAGCUCUUGAAAUAUAGUUUAGUUUCUGAGCUAUAACUGGUGUUAUAUUUUAUCCUGUGUUGAACUAUUACAAAUAAAUUGUUACUCCAUCA